AUGAAAUGGGAGCCUAUAUGGAAUAUCACGCAUCGAUAUCUCUACUGUCGUUGCGUCUUGCGCAGAUCCACCCCAUCGUCACUCUGCCCGGAGAUUACCAUCCUCAUCAAUCAUAGAUGUCCUCGACACAGCAGGAAGGUAGCUACACACGCCGACUACGGCGAUGUGGACUACCAUCAAGAUCCAUAUUUUGAUCAAUUUGGAGGUUAUAACGCAUUUCGUGCAAUGGUAUAUUCGAUAUUUCCAGAUAUGUAUGACAAGGCUCUUGGUGGAUAUGCUUUCAUACCAGAGAAAGAGCUGCGUGGCGUUCUUGACGAUUCGAUAUCUGCAAUUGAUCGACUGGGAGAAACGUUUGAGGAUGCAGUUCAUGAAUACAUGUACGAUGUGUUUGAAGACGCCGAUCGAAUGGGCAUCCCGCUUCCUGAUUAUGCCCUUGAAAUUAUCCGUGUGAGUCGAGAACAGACACAGGAAAGCAAGAUGCAGGACUCCCUUGUUCACCCAGAUGCUUUCAAAGACUUUCUGGAGUGCCCGAUGAUGCAAGAGGUUGAAGAUAUCCUACAUGGCCGAUGGUCGAGGAAGCGGCAUUGGGCGGUCGCUAAUUGCUAA
This is a messenger RNA of Penicillium soppii, 606 nucleotides long. RefSeq lists its product as uncharacterized. The transcript has a single exon. The record is from RefSeq and is a predicted model, not a curated record. The coding region runs from base 1 to 606 and encodes 201 amino acids. NCBI's taxonomy places the organism in Eukaryota, Fungi, Ascomycota, Eurotiomycetes, Eurotiales, Aspergillaceae.